UCGGGACUUUCGCUCUUUCUCAAGAGAAACUCCUCAGCUUGAGGACACUCUGCGAUGCUAUCAUCUACAUUCUUCGUCGAUCUCUCAUCAUGACCGAGCCUGGUGAACCCCCUGUUCCCGAGGAACCGCCCAACGCAAUCCUGACCGACUCCCGCCCGACAUCCGCUCGUGACACCCGCGAUGACGACCGGGAAGCGUUAGAGCUUCAUUCGAUCCAAACGCGAGAAGACAACGAUCUGGAUUACUCGAGCCUAUCGGGUUCAUCUGGCGACGAGCACUAUGUGCCCACACAUCGGACUACGUCUCAAGCCGAUUCCUGGCGCAGACGUGAAGCCCGCAACGGCCUUUGGGGCCAAAUCUGUCGGUUCUGGACUCGACAUGUUAGUAUAACUGUGCCGCAGAAGAGUAAUCGAGAUCACUUUGCCCUGGAAAGAACGUUCCUUGCGUACAUACGCACGUCCACGGUUAUCGCUAUGCAAGGGGCACUCGUUGCUCAACUUUUCCGUCUACAACGGCCGUUGACAAAAGUCGAUCGCCUGUCGUUUCACGAAGUCGGUAUCCCGCUUUCGGUUGCCUAUCACUUUGUGGCUGUUAUCAUCACCUUGAUAGGUGCGUUCCGGUUCUGGAGACAACAAAAUGCUAUUGCUCGUGAGAAAGUAUAUGCCGGAGGGUGGGAGUUAAACUCGGUGGGAAUUUUAUUAUUCGCUGUUAUUGUGGCGACCUUGGUUCUUACUGUUAUCAUCUCAAUCCAAGUCGAUUUGAACGCCAGUGCCCUUCCCACUCGAAUAUUAUGGUCGUGAAAUAUCGUCCAUGAUUUUGUCACACUGGCCAGAUAUGCAUUUACAUAGCGAAGAAAAAGUUCACCCAACAUGGGCAUCUU
Molecule: messenger RNA, 880 nt
Organism: Penicillium samsonianum
Lineage: Eukaryota; Fungi; Ascomycota; Eurotiomycetes; Eurotiales; Aspergillaceae
Product: YidH family protein
Exons: 3
Coding region: 90-800 (236 amino acids)
Source: RefSeq, a predicted model, not a curated record